This is a messenger RNA of Conger conger (European conger), 6349 nucleotides long. It is a transcript of the gene itga9, whose product is annotated as integrin, alpha 9. The transcript is spliced from 28 exons. Gene Ontology annotation, biological process: cell adhesion mediated by integrin; cell-cell adhesion; integrin-mediated signaling pathway. Lineage: Eukaryota; Metazoa; Chordata; Actinopteri; Anguilliformes; Congridae. Gene Ontology annotation, molecular function: integrin binding. Gene Ontology annotation, cellular component: integrin complex; external side of plasma membrane. The record is from RefSeq and is a predicted model, not a curated record. The coding region runs from base 201 to 3296 and encodes 1031 amino acids.
AAGACAGGAUAGAACCUGGACCGUUAUUCUUAAUCGUAUAUGAGGUUAUUUAUACAAUAUUGAGCUGUGUUUUAUGAUUUUAAAUCCACGUUAAUUUGGCUGAAGUAACCGUUUUAGUAGUCUCUAAAACUACUACAAUAUUUCAACACGAUUUUUGUGUGCGUUUUUUCUAAAUACCAUAUUUUCUCCUUUCUUAAGUGAUGUACCACAGCAUGGCUGCAAUUCGUGAAAGAAGGUACACUUUGGAUAUAUGUUUCCUAUUUUUCACAAUUUCUUUGGUUUACUCUUAUAACAUCGAUUUAGACCACCCCAUAGUGUACCGCGGGCCAGAUGGGACGUUCUUUGGAUAUUCUGUACUCGAACACUUCCACGACAAUACACGUUGGGUGCUGGUGGGUGCCCCCAAAGCGAACUCCUCCUUCAGCAGCUCAGUGCGAACCCCUGGAGCUGUCUACAAGUGUCGCGUGCACAGCAACCCUGACCGCCGCUGCACAGAGAUGGACUUGGGCCGAGGGAAUAAGCAGAGGCAAUCGUGUGGGAAGACGUGUGAGGGGGACCGGAACAACGAGUGGAUGGGAGUCAGUCUGGCUCGCCAGGACAAGCCCAACGGAAAUGUGCUGGCCUGUGCUCACCGCUGGAAGAAUGUGUACUAUGAGUCUGAGCAGAUCCUUCCUCAUGGCUACUGCUCGGUGAUCCCUCCUACACUACAGGGCACUGCUCGCCCUCUCAUCCCCUGCUAUGAAGACUAUAAGAAAACAUAUGGAGAAGAACAUGGCUCAUGUCAGGCUGGGAUAGCAGGAGUAUUUACCGAGGAGCUGGUGGUGAUGGGCGCCCCAGGAUCAUACUACUGGACCGGAACAGUGAAGGUCUUCAACUUGACCUCAAGCACAUCAUACAACCUCAACAAUGAUGGGGUGAACUCCCAUAGAUACAGCUAUCUAGGAUAUGCAGUGACAGCUGGUCAUUUCUCCUCACCCACAGCCACUGAUGUUGUGGGAGGGGCACCACAAGAUGGGGGAGAAGGAAAGGUCUACAUUUUCAGAAUUGAGAGUGGAUCUCUCGUGAAAAUAUUUCAAGCCUCAGGGAAAAUGAUGGGCUCUUACUUUGGCUCCUCAUUAUGUGCAGUUGAUCUGAACCAGGAUGGGCUGUCGGACCUGCUGGUGGGGGCACCCAUGCACAGUGAGGUUCGGGAUGAGGGACAGGUCUCCGUCUACCUCAGUAGGGGCAACGGUCUGAUGGAGGAAAUGGAGGUGUUGAAAGGUGACAAUGCUUACAAUGCCCAUUUUGGGGAGUGCAUCACUUCACUGGGGGACAUUGAUGAUGAUGGUUAUCAAGAUGUAGCCAUAGGAGCUCCAAAAGAGGAUGAGUACAUGGGAGCAGUGUACAUUUAUCAUGGAGACCCCACAGGGAUCAUCAACAAAUAUUCCAUGAAACUGUCAGGGCGAAGGAUUGAUCAUGGCCUGCGCAUGUUUGGCCAGUCUAUCUCUGGUAAAGUCGACAUGGAUGGAAAUGGUUAUCCAGAUCUCACAAUUGGGGCCUUCAUGUCAGAUAAUGUGGUGCUGCUUAGGUCAAGACCAGUUAUCACAGUGGAUGUGUCCAUCUUCCUGCCAAUGUCUAUUAACAUCACAGCACCACAGUGUCAUGAUGGCUCGCAGCAUAACAACUGCUUCAAUGCUACGCUCUGCUUCCGCUUUACGGGCAAAGAGGUUCCAGGACAGAUAGAACUGCUCUAUAAUCUGACUGCUGACGUGGACAAGCGGCAGAGGGGGCAGCCACCUCGAGCGCUGUUUUCCCUGAAUGGGGAGCUAACCAGCACUGUCAGUGAAGUGAUGCGCCUUGGAAUUAACAACGAGUUGUGUCGGCACUACGUGGUGUAUGUCAGGAAAGAGGUGAAAGACGUAUUCUCAGCCAUCGUGUUUGAGGCAGUAUACAGCCUGGGUCAGCACGUAGUGCCUGGACAGGAGGAUAGAGAGCUGCCUUCCCUAACUCCUGUACUUCGCUGGAAAAAGGGAGAGAAGAUUGCCCAGAGGAACCAGACAUGGUUUGAGAAGAACUGUUUAUCAGAGGACUGCGCAGCAGAUCUACAGUUGCGGGGGAAAUUGCUGCUAUCAGGAGUACACAGACGUGCCUAUUUAGCUCUGGGAGGGGUGAAGAAUAUAUCUGUCAACCUGUCCAUCUUCAAUGCUGGCGAUGAUGCAUACGACACCAACAUUUUCUUUAACUUCUCACGAGAGCUUUACUUCAUCAAGAUGUGGCAAAAGGAGGAAAAAGGUAUUGUCUGUGAACUGUUAGAGCUGGACUUCCUGAGGUGCAGUGUGGGAUUUCCUUUCAUGAGGGCUCAGACUAAGUAUGACUUCGCUGUGAUUUUAGACACCAGCCAUGUUUCUGGGGAACAUGAGACCUUACAAUUUCUAGUGACUGCAAAGAGUGCAAACCCGGAGUCUGAAAGCAAACUGUUUGACAACACUCUGGAACUUUCCAUCCCUCUUGUCCAUGAGGUGGACACAGCGAUGACUGGGGUGAUUGCACCCACUUCCUUUGUGUAUGGGAACUCGAUUGAUUCAACUCGCUUUGUUCAACUGGAGAACAUGGAGUGUGAUUUCCAGCCCCUCAACUUUACCUUCCAGGUGAUAAAUAACGGACCCAGCAGACUACCUGGCUCUACUGUGGACAUCAGGAUUCCAAAUCGGCUGUCUGGUAGUGGAGCAGACAUGUUCCAUGUUAUAGACAUUCAGGUGGCUGGGGAUGGAGGGAACUGCACCCCACACUGGAACCCCAUGCCCUGCACUGUGCCCCAGGACAGAGAGAGCAUCUUCCACACCAUCUUUGCUUUCUUCACCAAGUCCGGCCGGAAGGUCCUGGACUGUGACCGGCCAGGAAGAGCCUGUCUAACAAUCACGUGUGUGUUGAGCUCGCAAGCAAAAGAGGAAGCCAUUAGCAUAGAUCUGCAAAUCCUCUUAAACACAGAGAUAUUGAAGAGGGACAGUUCGUCAGUAAUCCAGUUUGUGACAAGAGGAAGUGUUCGUGUGGACAGCAGGGCAAUGGAGGUAGUCGGAGGCCUAUCAGAGGAGACAGCUGUUGUUUUUGAGGCUCUGCACAGCCAGGAGCCCAGGGGGUAUGUGGUGGGUUGGAUCAUCGCCAUUAGCCUCCUGGUGGGAAUCCUCAUCUUCCUGCUGCUGGCAGUGCUGCUCUGGAAGAUGGGUUUCUUCCGCCGGCGGUACAAAGAAAUAAUCGAGGCAGAGAAGAACAGGAAGGACAGUGACGAGAGUUGGGAUUGGGUCCAGAAGAGCCAAUGAGUCAGCUGCUGUCUUCUCCACGCUGCCACGCGAGGCCUGUGCCAUCAGGAAAUGGGAUUAAACUCUUCAGUCUUCCAUAUGUGGAAGAAAAGAAUCUUCUCCAGAUUUUUCGGAGGCAUGACACUUUUGGGGGGGUAUGGGAUAUGAGGAGCUAACGUUUGGAAUCUGUUCCUGAGGUAGUGUCUGACCUGCAGUCAUGUGACCUAUGGUCACGUGACAUGCGCAGAGGAACUUUGCUCAUCCUGUUGGAACUGAACCUACCUCUUGAAGGAAAGUCUUCCAAGGAAGGAUGCUGAGAUCAUGGGAAAAAACCCUCAGGGCACUGAAUGUUUGGUUUGCGAAUUUAUUUUUUAUACAUAUAUGCUUUUUUUGUAUUGAACACAGCUUCAAGAAAUGUUUUAUUUGAAAAUUCUGAAUGACAUAUAUAAUGUUUUCUUUAAAGCACUGAUGACUGUAAGCCAAAGAAUGAUGGCAUGUUACACAGAGGAGAGAGAAUGACUGCGUUCCAGAGUGAAAGAGCCAUCCGUUACGCCCUGCCUCUCUGUGAUGAUAGUGCACCAGCAAGAGCAACACUGUAUAAGCCAUGUAACUCCAUUUUACCUGUUACCUCCUGGGCCAUGUGUACAUGCACAUACACAUUCAUCUGCAGAGUUCCAAAGCCUUUUUCAUUACCUGAAUGCCACCUUGAAAUGUAUGAUAUGUAAGUUUGUUUUAGUGACCUGUUUUGCCAUACCAUUGUGUCCCACAAUUAGUUCUAUUUUGAUGCCAAAAAAUGGUGUUGCAAUUGGUGCAACUAAGAUUUUGGUACAUAUUGUGGUGAAGUUGGCUUAUUGGAGCUGUCAUUUAGAGGUUCUGAAUAGCAAUACAUAUAGCGCUGUAAGUUGUUAAUGGUGUUACCAUUGAAAACAAACUUCUGUGAAUUGCUAUUUAUACCAAGCACAAACAAAUGUUUAAUAACCAAACACUUGACUAGGAGCAAAAGUAAAAAUAGCCAUUGGAUAUGUUGGGAAUGUCUAUGGACAGAUGCUUCUAUCAUAAUAUCAUAAUGAUACUAUAUUAAACAGACCCACUUUCUCAGAGGUAUAAUUAAAUAAAUGGAGCAUACUGAUACUAAGGGAAGGUAUAAAGUUGAAUCAACACAGAGACACAGCCUUGCAGACAGUCCAAAUCCACUCCCAAGGUCAAGUGAUACUCCUGAGAUUUUUAUACAUGGUGAUACCCAAACAAACUGUUUUGUUUCAAAUUAUUUGUUCUAUUAAUAGUUCUGGGUAGUAUCUGCUUGUGGUAAUGGAUGAAACACUAUACGUUACAGAUUGUGUUCAAGGGCUAAGAUCUACUAAAACCUAAACUCUUAAGUAUCAUCAUAUUUAAACAUGACAGAGUGAGUAAAAGACCAAACUUUACGUAAGAUGUGUCAUGGCUGACUCUUCUGUGUAGGGUUAUUGUAUUUUCUUACCUGUUUGCUGUAAGGGUGAUGGGGGUUGCAUUACUGAGUAGUGCCAUUGAAGAGGAUUUUUAGGGGAUCCAUUUUAUCAAUGUUCAGAUGGACUGCAUUGCAAAAGACCACAUAACACACCAACUCAUCCUUCAGAGGAAUAGCUCUCUGAACUGGGGGCUGCUGGAGACAAUUACAGCCCAUUAAGGUGUUCAUACACACAAGUUAAACACAGCAAGUCUUUCAUCUUUUAAUGUGCAAAUGUUUGAAGUCUUCAGGAUGCAUAUCAAGUGGUUGGACAGGGCAGGUGGUACAUAGUGAUUCUGCCCACAGUUAUGAAGAACUGUGUGGGUCCAUGGUUGGAACAGUUCCAAUGUAAGGAGUUGAUGAAUUCAAAGGCCCACCAAAGAAAUUUACUGUGGUUUAAAGCCUGUAUUAAAUAUUCUUAAAAAUAAAUUAGCAGGCAUAGCACUGUAUAACAGCAUGACUUAAAUUAUUAAACUUUUCAUUAAAACAGAGCAGAACAGAACAUGAAAGUGUAAUUAGGGAUUUUAAGCAGAAACAUUUUAGAAGGCCUAUACCUACAUUGACUUGGACACCCGGUUUUAAGCUUACUUGUGCCUGUGUUUGCCACCUGUGUUUGUAUCCAUAACAUAUGGCCGAAUGUCACGUUUCGAAUCCUGAUUACAAUAUAAUUGUCAACAGACAAACAGUUGGCUAAAAUGCUGCUAAUUUAAAUAAGCAUCAUUUCAUAUUUAAUAUUUUAUUAGUGCAUUCUGCAUUCAGCUAUUCAAUGCCUCUCUCUUUUGGACAGCACACCCAGUGAGCACUUUAUUAGGUAGACAUGUAGACUAGCUUGUUAACUAAAAUAUUCAAUCAGCCAAUCAUGUGGCAGCAACUAAAUGCAUAAAAGCAUGCAGACGUGGUCAAGAGGUUCAAGAGGUUUGGUGUUUUUCAGACCAAAUGUCAGAAUAGGGAAAAAGUGUUGUUAAUGAGAGAAGUCAGAGGAGAAGGGCCAGACUGGUCAAAGCUGACAGUCACGCAAAUAACCAUGCAUUACAACAGUGGUAUGCAGACGAACAUCUCUGAACACACAACAUGUCACAAUAUGUCUAAUAAAUACCUAAUAAAGUGCUCUCUGAAUGUAGAUACAUGCACAUGAACAUCUUCCCAUUGACUUUUCCAGCAGUCGCCAUCAGACCAGCAGCAGGCACAAAACAUAUAAUCACAGAACACUGUAUUUGGUGAGGUGUAAGCUAUGUUAUAUACUUUUUGGUUAUAUAGAAGCAAUACAUGGCUGAAUUGGUAUACUAUUGUUUAGAAAUUGUUAUUUAGCAAGUAAAUUGGGACAGAAAGAUAAUUAAUUUAACUUCAGAUGAGUUUUAGGAUUGGUUUUGCCAUGGAAACACAGAAUAUACUGUGACAUUUCAUAUGUGGCCCCUGAUAGAAUAAUCCUUGAGAAUCUUUUUAAUGCAAAGAUGAAAAGGUGAUAUUAGAUGACCAUUUAUACUCUUUUGUUUAGCAUAAAAAUGCAAAUAGUACACAAUUUACCAAAUCUAAACAGAACAACAUGUUUACUGAAAUUAUGUUUAAUUGAAAUAAAGUGGUUAUAAUUUAA